AUUCACAUAACAAAAUACAAAAGCCGCUGAUUUCUGCCCCAACAUUUUCUAAAAAAGGUUUUUGAAAAACAACAAAUUCCUUUCCCAAAAGACGAUGUCAUUUCGCCAACACUAUAAAUUAGUAACCAAACAAGCCAUCCGAUGGUUUCCCGGCCAUAUGGGCAAAGGUCUCCGCCAAAUGCAACAGAAACUGAAAUCUGUCGAUUGUCUCAUCGAGGUCCACGAUGCUAGAAUACCACUUUCUGGACGUAAUCCUGAGUUCAAAAACACAAUUGGUGGCAUUAAACCCCAUAUCUUGGUCCUUAAUAAAAAGGAUUUAAGUGACAAUAAAAUGCACUCACGAAUCAGUGAGAGAAUCAAAGAAACUGAAGGUAUUGAUCAUGUCAUCUUCACAAAUUGCAAAGAUCAACAGUGCCCUGGAAUAAAGAAAGUCAUGCCUUUGGCCAGUGAUCUUAUAAUCAACUCGAAUCGGUACAACCGAACUGACGAGAAAGACUUCUGUGUGAUGGUGAUAGGUGUUCCGAAUGUGGGUAAGUCUUCGCUGCUAAAUGUUAUGAGAAAUCGCCAUCUGAACAAGAAGAAAGCCACCACUGUUGGUGCGAUUGCUGGCAUAACUCGAAGCGUAAUGCAAAAGAUCAAAAUUUCCGAAGAUCCACUGAUUUAUAUGAUCGACACCCCGGGAAUUCUCGAACCAAAGAUAAAAGACGAUGAGAUGGGCAUGAAGUUGGCGCUGAGUGGAUGCCUGCCAGAUCAUCUUGUGGGAGAGGAUCUGAUUGCCGACUACUUAUUGUUUUGGAUGAAUUCCCAAAGUCGAUUUGAAUACGUCAAGCACAUGGGUCUAGAAGCUCCUACCGAUUCCAUAGUAGAAGUAUUAAUCGCCGGAGCCAACAAACUGGGGAAGACCAAAAAACUCAAAACCUAUGAUGGAAGUAUAACUGUCCUGCCGGAUGUGCUUAUGGCUGCCCAGUUCUUCAUUCGAGCAUUUCGAAAUGGAGAAUUUGGCAAGGUGAAUUUAGACCGCGACGCUUUUAGAUAAAAGAGAAAUUAGGAAAAUAAAUAAAUAAUUUAAAAAAAG
Messenger RNA from Eupeodes corollae, 1075 nucleotides. Its product is annotated as mitochondrial GTPase 1. Lineage: Eukaryota; Metazoa; Arthropoda; Insecta; Diptera; Syrphidae. Gene Ontology annotation, molecular function: GTP binding; GTPase activity. The transcript has a single exon. The record is from RefSeq and is a predicted model, not a curated record. Gene Ontology annotation, cellular component: mitochondrion. Bases 95 to 1036 code for a protein of 313 amino acids.